Messenger RNA from Porites lobata, 2220 nucleotides. The record is from the annotation of a GenBank genome assembly. Lineage: Eukaryota; Metazoa; Cnidaria; Anthozoa; Scleractinia; Poritidae.
AUGAAGACCGCCUUUUCGUUUAUGAUGCUGACAAUUUUGGCAAUUAUGAUGACGUCAGUAAUAUCACGUGGCGUUUCGUCCCGUCGCGCCUAUAGAGGUAAGUUACUCUUGCACUCUAUUGUUCAAAGCGCUCAGAAUUGUACUAUAUGUUAAUGCCCUUAUGGCAUUUGAAAAUAAAACUGUUUCUUACUAAUAUUAUGACUUCAUUAAUCUGAUAAAGACUUAGUAUUUGAAAGAAAAUAAUACCCCUGGAACAAGCUUUCAGCUAUAAACGACAUUUAGCAACUAUUGAUUGCAUCUUCCAAAUAUGGCAAGUGCCGGCUGGUUAUAGAGAAUUAGCUGGGGGAUUGGAGCCAAUCAGAAACGACGAAAUAUUUGAAAGAAAUUAUAACUUUAAUUAUCAGUUUCAUUUUUUCUUCCCUGGGCUUUUUUUAAAAUUCUCCUUUCAUUUUCUUUUCUCUCUUUCUGGGAGUGUUCAUGGUUUGUUAGAUAUAAGUCAAGGUGAAGUUUGUUAUUGAUUUCUAGCUGGAUUUUUAAAAACGUUACUUUAAAAUUGCGGCUCUUUCGUCCAAAGUAGCCAAAACUAAAACACUAACAUUACAAUCAUUGCUUUUUUUCUCUUCUCCUCUCUUUUUUCUCCUCGCUCCCUUUAUCCAACAUUUGACAAAUUGAACGACAUAGAAUAUGGUGGAUGAAUUUUGAAAAAGCGUGAAUUCACUUUUUAAGAGACGUUUUCGCCAAAGUCGUCGUCUUUGUUGCGUAAACUCCUUUGAAAAUAAAAGAAACGAUUCCGUUAAAUCAAAUACAGUCCCAUGGUUGAAUUCGAACAGAACCAAACCAUUUUCUCGAACAAGCUCACCAAAAUAGCCACUCAAGGCUGCUAGCACCAGGCCCUUAGGAUUGUAUCGCGAGCAGAUAGCUCCCUUCUGGGCUCGUUCGCUCUCUUCGGUACCGCAAAGACUCGACUCGACUUCUUGCAGUCUGUCUUGACGGGGUAGCACUGAAAAAUUACCUUGCUUACUUACUUCUUCACUUUACAAUUUCAGAGCUUCGUGCAAGAUACUUCAGAACAAAGGCUGAGUUUGACAGACCCGCCUACAUGAAUGAACCAGCUGAAGAAUGCGGAAAGUGCUUUCCAGGAUGCUAUCAGGUAGGGGACAAUGGAGAUCAGAUUAAGACGUGUGCGUCAGAAUGCCACUGUCCAAAGAAACGAAAUGUGGACGUUUACUUUGACGAACCUUUUAUGGACGCUAAGGAUCCAGAAUUUUGUGGAGAAUGCUUUCCUCCUCCUGGCGGAUGUUAUCAGGAUGGUGACAACACAGACCAGAUAACCACCUGUCUUGAUGAAUGCAAGUGUGUUUAGUUCACCUAAGCCUAGCGCUCAGUGUCACGCCAGUUAUUUUGUGACGGAUGGUAAGAAGAGAAGAAAAAAAACUGUAUUCAGUAGUCUUAAAAAUUAUUAUUUGUUUCUGAUAAAUAAUCUGUGCCAACAUUUAGAUUAGGUAUAAAGUGGUUCAAAGAAUUCAUGAUGUGAACAUGUGAAAGCAGUGAAAUCCGUCUUGGCAGCCUUUUAAGUGAAUUCUUGUUAUUUUCCUGACAUGUCGUCACAUUCUAGAACAGAAAAUAGAAACGCGUCCACCCUAUUAAGCUUAGGACGACCUCCUUUCUAAUUUUCCGUGUUGCCAUCUCCGUAGGGCCCUUUCUCUGAACAGAGCUUGGGAUGUUUGAAUUUUUUAAAAAGCUUUUGGGUUGAACCAAAUUAAAAAGGCGAUCGGGAAGGCUGUCACGUAGGUAAAGAAGAUGACUUUGUCGUUUUCAUCGGAAGGCGAUACGGAAAUUUUAGGAAGGGAAAAUCAGGUGCACGCAAGAACGCGACUGAAGGUACUGGGCAACGACUUGCUGUGAUCAGGCUUUCAUUGCGGAAGUGAAAAGUCACUUGUUUCAGACAAUUGAAUCUUCUAUACGCUAAAUAUGACAUGUAUGUAGGUGUGGCGCCAAUCAGCGAAGCUUUGUUUUGAAAAAUUGGGCAGAUUUAAACCGCUAUAGUCUGAAAUGGGGCAAGAAUUGUGUCCUAUGUCUAGAAAUGAGAUGCGGAUUUUGGAGCAAUCUCUAGAAGAUUCAAGGUAGAGAGGGAAGGAGGAAACCAAUAAGGCUUAUCCACAUUGGAACUAUUUGGGUGAAGUAUAACCACUCAAGUCAGCAUCAGGAACGUACUCGUUU